Molecule: messenger RNA, 519 nt
Organism: Hydatigera taeniaeformis
Lineage: Eukaryota; Metazoa; Platyhelminthes; Cestoda; Cyclophyllidea; Taeniidae
Source: the annotation of a GenBank genome assembly
AUGCAGAACUGUCCAAAAUCUACUCUUAUACCUGCAAAAUUGGGCAACAGUGGAGUAAUUCGUAGUAAGUCCGCUUUUGCUUCAUAUUUGCGAGGCGCUCUUGAAGACCCAUGGGUGCGCUUCCAAAUUGAACUGGAGUUUGUUCAGUCCCUUGGCAAUCCAGAUUACCUGACCUUUCUGGCUCAGCAAGGCUGUUUUGAAAAACCAGAAUUCGUGAACUAUUUAUCCUAUUUGCAGUACUGGAAAUCUCCAUCAUACUCGAGAUUUAUCACGCAAGUUGCAAUUAUUUCUUACUUUCAAGCAUCAAUACAUUUGUACCCCUUUUGUCUGCACAUGCUCGAUCUUCUCCAAUCUCCGGAUUUUCGGCGUGAAGUGGCCCAUGAGUCGGUGACUCGUUUCAUUGACGAUCAGAUGUUACUUCACUGGAAAAACUACUUACGCAAACGGGCCGAGCUGGUUAGUAAGCACGUCCAAAGUCUGGACACCAUGUCUGCGCCCGGUCCUGGCACUUCGAGUUAA